AUCAGCCCAGCCUGGAGGCGACUUCUCUGGAGAGCACAAGGACAAUCUGAGUGUGUGUGGAAUGCAGGCGCUUCAACAAAUGCCCAUAUGUACGCGGAGUAUGCUUGUGAGCGCAUGUGUCUUUGCUGCCGCAUCGCACCUUGUCCUUGGUGGAUGCGAGGGGCAAGUGCUAAUUCAGAGUACCCAUAUUAUCCGACAGCUUUCCUGCGUGAUGCAAAACUCUGCCCAUUCGGAUGCCGGUACAGAUGAGCAGAUAGAGCGAGUUCUGGUCUGAACAGAGACCAAGAGCAUGCUGCCUGCCUGCAAGCUGCGCAGGCUGGCAUGUGGAACAGGCACUUGGGAGCGUCUCGCAUCGCGAGCCUAUUUGCACGCGCAGAACUUUUCAAGGGUGGUUUCGGCCGAAGGCCCUC
This is a messenger RNA of Microdochium trichocladiopsis, 410 nucleotides long. RefSeq lists its product as uncharacterized. The transcript has a single exon. The record is from RefSeq and is a predicted model, not a curated record. Lineage: Eukaryota; Fungi; Ascomycota; Sordariomycetes; Xylariales; Microdochiaceae. The coding region runs from base 62 to 274 and encodes 70 amino acids.